Rhodotorula graminis WP1 is the source of this 750-nucleotide messenger RNA. RefSeq lists its product as uncharacterized. NCBI's taxonomy places the organism in Eukaryota, Fungi, Basidiomycota, Microbotryomycetes, Sporidiobolales, Sporidiobolaceae. The record is from RefSeq and is a predicted model, not a curated record. The transcript is spliced from 4 exons. Bases 1 to 750 code for a protein of 249 amino acids.
AUGGUCGCCAAGCUGCCGCCGUGCAAGGUGUGCGCGAAAGCAGACUCGGGCAAGUACACGUGCCCGACCGACCACGUUGCUUACUGCUCGGUCGUGUGCUACAAGAAGCACAAAGUCGACGGCUGCUUUUCGACCGCCGCGUACCAGCCUCCCGCCCGCCCUGUCGUCCCCGUCGCGAACGAGCCGCAAGAGGACGACGACCGACCUCGCAAGCGGCUCAAGAACCUGCACUGGCCCGCCGAGCCCGACCCGACGCUGUGGGACGACCCGCUCCAGCGAGACGAGGUCAAGCCGGUGCGGCACUCGGAGCUCGAGGCUGUCGCCACCUCGCCCGCCAUCCGCGCCCUGCUCGCCCAACCCUCGAUCCGCACGCCCCUCUCGCGCCUCCUCUCCCUCCCCCACCACCAGCGCACCGCCUCGCUGCGCGUCCUGCUCGGCCUCCCCGCCGAGCCCGCACCGGGCGUGUACCGCCCCGAGGGCGGCAAGCGCUUCGCGACCGCCGUACAGAGCGCAGAGGCCAUGCGCGAGGAGCGCUUGGGCAUGAGCUCGGCCGGCACAGGGGGCGCGAGGGGCGGGCGAGGUGGCGCGAGAGGUGGCGCACGAGGAGGGAGAGGCGGUGGGCGAGGUGGGGCGGCGGGAGGAGGAGGGCUGCGCGUCCUGCAGAGCACCGAGGAGGAGCGCAAGGAGGUCGAGCGGUUCGCGGCGCAGGUCGUCGACAUCCUCGAGGCCGUCAGGGGCGCAGCUCGGUAG